Lobosporangium transversale is the source of this 1179-nucleotide messenger RNA. RefSeq names its product 6-phosphogluconate dehydrogenase. NCBI's taxonomy places the organism in Eukaryota, Fungi, Mortierellomycota, Mortierellomycetes, Mortierellales, Mortierellaceae. The transcript is spliced from 2 exons. Bases 1 to 1179 code for a protein of 392 amino acids. Gene Ontology annotation, cellular component: mitochondrion. Gene Ontology annotation, biological process: L-valine biosynthetic process. The record is from RefSeq and is a predicted model, not a curated record. Gene Ontology annotation, molecular function: ketol-acid reductoisomerase activity.
AUGAGCUUUGCUGUUCGUUCCGCUUUCCGUCAGUUGACUCGCGUCGCUGCUCCUGCUUCUCGCUCCUUUUCCAUGGUAGCCCGCUCCACUGCUAUUUCUCAGAUCCCCCGAGCCACUGCCUGCAAGACACGUGGUCUCAAGACCAUGGACUUUGGCGGUACGAAAGAGAUUGUCUAUGAACGUAGUGAUUACCCACCUAGCAAGCUCCAAGAGACCUUCAAGAACGACACCCUCACUGUUCUAGGAUAUGGCCCAAUGGGUCGCGGCCAAGCGCUCAACCUUCGUGACAACAAGUUGAAUGUCAUUAUCGGAUGCCGAAAGGGCGCUUCUUGGGACAAGGCUGUUUCAGAAGGUUGGGUUCCUGGCAAGGACUUGUUUGAGAUCACAGAAGCAUGCGAUCGUGGAACUGUCAUCAUGAACUUGCUUUCAGAUGCCGCGCAGUCCAAGCUUUGGAACGAAAUCAAGCCUUACCUCACAAAGGGAAAAACCCUCUACUUUUCGCAUGGAUUCUCGGUUAUUUACUCCGAAGACACCGGUGUUGUCCCUCCCGAGGACAUUGAUGUUAUCCUGGUUGCUCCUAAAGGUUCCGGAACGACUGUUCGUAACCUCUUCCUUGAAGGCCGUGGCAUCAACGGAUCUGUUGCGGUUUAUCAGGACGUCUCUGGAAAGGCCAAAGAGCGCGCUGUAGCCCUUGGUGUUGGUGUUGGUACUGGUUACCUUUAUGAGACCACGUUCAAACAGGAAGUCUAUUCUGAUCUGUACGGUGAGCGAGGAGUGUUGAUGGGUGCAAUUCAAGGUCUCUUUGUUGCUCAGUAUGAUGUUCUCCGUGCUCGCGGUCACUCACCCUCGGAGGCAUUUAACGAGACUGUUGAAGAAGCUACUCAAUCUCUUUAUCCCUUGAUCGGCGCCAACGGCAUGGACUGGAUGUACGCUAACUGCUCUACAACUGCCCAGCGUGGUGCUCUUGAUUGGUGGAAGAAGUUCCAUGAUGCCUCCAAGCCUAUCUUCGAGGAAUUGUACGAAUCAGUGGCAAAUGGAACCGAGACUAGAAGGUCAUUGACCAAGAACUCUGCACCAAACUACCGUGCUGAGCUUGAAGCAGAGCUUGCUGAGAUCGCUAACCACGAGAUGUGGCGCGCUGGUAAGGCUGUCCGUCAGUUGCGUCCCGAGAACCAGUAA